Cryptococcus wingfieldii CBS 7118 is the source of this 1143-nucleotide messenger RNA. Its product is annotated as g1/s-specific cyclin pcl1. The transcript is spliced from 4 exons. Gene Ontology annotation, biological process: regulation of cyclin-dependent protein serine/threonine kinase activity. Lineage: Eukaryota; Fungi; Basidiomycota; Tremellomycetes; Tremellales; Cryptococcaceae. Gene Ontology annotation, molecular function: cyclin-dependent protein serine/threonine kinase regulator activity; protein kinase binding. Gene Ontology annotation, cellular component: cyclin-dependent protein kinase holoenzyme complex; nucleus. Bases 1 to 1143 code for a protein of 380 amino acids. The record is from RefSeq and is a predicted model, not a curated record.
AUGUUCUCCACUUCUACCACCGCUCCCACCACCCCCGACUUUGUCCCUCAGUCUCCAUGCUUUGAGGACAGGACCCACCCCGCCUCGAUGGCUCCCUGUGGUUACCACAACCCCGCCCUGCUCGAGUUCAUCCGCACAGACGUCUCGCGCGAGCUUGUCUACUACCUGGCGGACAGGACGACUUCUGUGAUUGGCCAGGCUACCAAAGACGCGGCUCCCCUCUCUCCCCCCACUACCCCCACCAAGGAGGACUCUGACGCGGCUGCCGGUCUGCCUUCGCUGGAAACCUUUGUCGCUGUCGUGUGCGAGCAGUCGAACGUGCAAGUAUCUACCCUUCUUGCCACGCUCGUCUACCUCGAACGACUUCGACACCGAUUGCCCAAAGUCAACAAGAUAGGCAUGCCUUGCACGCGCCACCGAGUCUUCCUUGCUACCUUGAUCGUUUCUGCCAAGUACCUCAACGAUUCGUCGCCCAAGAACAAGCACUGGUGCAAGUACGCCCAGAUGUUCCCUGUCAGCGAGAUCAACCUUAUGGAGAAGCAAUUGCUUUUCCUCCUCGGCUACGACCUUUCCGUCGGAGAGCAAGAGAUUCUUGACAACUUUGAGCCUUUCCUCAGCCGAUACUCAUUCUUCUCUUCCCCGAGCGUGGCUUCAUCGCCCGAGCUCCCUCCCACACCCGUGACCCCUGCCCACCCCCCUCGUCGUCACUCCAAGAGGCACCAGCGAACCACCUCCCUUGGUUCCCGCACAUUCGUCGCCCCUCCUCUCGACCGUUCCGGUUCUUCCUCGUCCCUCGAAUCCGAUGACGGGCCCGUUACGCCCCGCGAAUCGCCUUCGCCUGUGGUUGCCCAUGCUCAGCGAGGCUACGCCUGCAAGUCCCAGGCCCAGGCCAAGGCGCAGGGUCAGAGACCGACGGCGAUCUACGAAGUGCCCCUCAACAGCAGCACCUACCUCCCCAAAUCGAUGUCUAUCGAAUCUAUCCGAUCUAUCAGCCAGACCAAGGUCGCCCUUGCCGUUGUUCCUUCAGGCAAGGAAAACUUUUUGCAGCGAUUGCUUCGAUCGGAUAAGAGACGGAAGGCGCCUUUGGAGGAGAUCGAGAACCAGAACCAGAGCAUCAGUUCGCUGUCAUCUUGGGUAUACUAG